Molecule: messenger RNA, 4731 nt
Organism: Pseudogymnoascus destructans
Lineage: Eukaryota; Fungi; Ascomycota; Leotiomycetes; Thelebolales; Thelebolaceae
Exons: 2
Coding region: 1-4182 (1393 amino acids)
Biological process (GO): telomere maintenance
Cellular component (GO): chromosome, telomeric region
Molecular function (GO): DNA binding
Source: RefSeq, a predicted model, not a curated record
AUGGACGGGCACGCCGACGCGACUGAGCAGGUCGCAAUCGCCAAGCUCGAGCCCACCCUUCCAAACCUACAAUCCUGCUACUUUAAAGCAGUAGUAACGCUCAUAUGGCCCUACAGCUCCUCGAAUAAGACGCUUUCCGUGCUUUUGGCCGAACCGGACUUUCGUUUGCGACGCAGCAGAGGCCAGGUUAAGGUCCAGUUUGCGGGAUCGUGCGCGAAGCAUGUUUUUGAUGCGGGGAUAGGGAGUGGGGAUGAGUUGGUCGUCUCGUUGAAUGGGGCUGAAUGGAUGCCUGAGAGUGCGAGCGCUGCGCAAACGCCUGGUAGGGGCAUUGAGUGGGAGCUGAAGUUUGCAGAGCGGUUGGUGCUUCAGAUUCGGAAGUGCGAAACCGGAAAUAUUGCCCUGCUUGAUCUCGACAACCCUCCACAAGAGCCCGAACCCGACCGCAUUGCUGAGAUCGAGACGCCACUCGAAAACCCGUCACCCCCACCAGGAAGCCCAAUUCCAACAGCACGCCAUGACCAGCUACGUGCGGAAGAGACUGAUGAGUGGUCAUCACCGGCAUUCAUAAAGCGCGCUCGGCUAUCAUAUGGGUCCUUUAUUGGGAAUGAUUUUGAGGCAUUCAUAGAAGAUGAUGGCUCCAUCCCAGGAAAAGGCAGAAAACGGUCGAGGUUUGGGCGAAAGUCAGGAGAUUGGAGAUAUAUCAGCCGUUCUCCAAGUCCACAAGAGGAGGUCGAGGUCGAAGAGCCAGCUGUGGAGGAACCGGUCCCCGAAAAGGUGAAGCCUACAAUGACGGACGAAGGCUGCCAGACAGACGGCCUGGAAUACAGUGAGGAGAUGCAGGAGUUUUUUAGACAAUCUCAAGCGGCUGGUAGGGAGGCAAGACCACCGGUACCUACAGCUCUACAAGAUACACGGAUGGAAUUUGCAGAGGACCGAGGCAGACAACCGAUUCCACCGUUUGACGCGUUCCCGGCUGGGCAUGAGCAGCCAGCUUCACAAGCAAUGGAGCCAAAUGGAGCCACCGCACAAUGGCCGGAGUCAAUAUUCCGGGAUAUGGGAUUCUCGAACGGAUCUGUGCCUGACAUGAAUCUGAGGCCUAGUGUCUCUUUCGGACAACCUAGGUCCCACAGCCCACAGGCUCCACCUACAGCAUCCAUGUUUGGAAACUAUCAAGAAGACCAAAGGAACGGACUCUUCCAGGCGCCAUAUCCACCGGAUCAGCCAAUGAAGCUACACCACGGCCUUCCCCUCGAGACGGAUGACCAUUAUGGCGAACAUCCAAAUGAAGUCCCUAUAGAGGCUAGAGAUUUUACGGUCUCGCAAUUCGCCCAACCUGCCGCGUCUUUAUAUCCGGAACUGCCAGAUGUUUCCAUGGAAACACCUGCCCAACCGGCCUGGGAGUCCCUGACCCACGUCCCUGGGGAAGCUGCCUCCCCUACCUUCGAGAUUCCCAAUGCCGCGAGCAAAGAGGCAUCUGCGCCACCAUAUAGCGAACCCAGCAUACCGAAAUACCGUUUAGAUGAGCUCGGUCAGGUAGUCGCGAUUAGCGAAGACGAAGAAGAUGGAGAAGAUGAAGAAGAAAGCGAAGAAGAGAGCGAGGAAGGCGAUAGAGAACUAGACCGCCGUCAAAUCGGCUCUGAUGAAGAAAUGGAAGGAGAUGAAUCUGGUGAGGAAAUCGAAAUAACGCCCAGGCAAGUUCCUGAGCAGUAUUAUCGCCAGCAACAGCUUCCCGACGAGCAAGGAGGUGGCGCCGCCGAGCUGAAAUACAGUAAUGAGGACGGCGAAAGCGAGCUCGACGACGAAGCUCAUCCAUCCGAAGAACAAGAGUUCUCAGAUGAUGAUGAGGGUAGCGAGAUGGAUAGUGGUGAUGAAGCUCUAUAUGCGGAGGAAGGCGAAGAAUUCGAAGAAGGAGAGGACUUUGUUGAAGGGGAGGACUUUGAUGAAGGAGAGGACUUUGAUGAAGGAGAGGACUUUGAUGAAGACGGCGAAGGGCGCUACGAUGACGAGGAGAUGAGCGAAGAGGAUUUAGGCCCUGCUCAUCAGCAACAGCAACAACCCGCAGCGAAGUCUGAGCCGGUCUUUAUAGAUCUUCUAUCGUCGGAUGACGAGGAAGAACAGCCUGAAUCUGCGCCCAAACCCCCUCUUGUUCAUAAAGACUCGUCUUUUGCGGAUGUAGAGGACAAUGUACAAGAUAAUGUAAUGGAAGACGAAGAACUCGGUGAAGAUGCAGAAGCAGACUUCGAGGAAGAAUCUGAAGAAGAGGGAAUGGCCAUCGGGCGCCCAGGCGACGAAGAAAGCGAAGAAUCUGAUGAGUCCGAAGGCUCUGAGGGCCCUGGGUUAGAAGGAGAAGAACCAACCGGCGCUGCGGAAGUAUGGCAACCUGGUACCCCGCCUGCCACAGAAAUGCAGAACGAGGUAGAGAUGCAACAAGUGCCAGCUGCCACUCUCCCUCCUAAACCUGACAACGCAAACUUGUCGAUGGUGGAGGAGGUGGGCGGCUAUGAAGACGAAGAUGACACCAUGGAAGGAGGUCUUGUCGAACAGCGCUUCAUGGAUGGUGCAAACGAUGUACCUACAGAGUCGAGGACCGCAAAGGAGAAAACGCCUACCUCUCGCCCGGCUGAAGAAAUGCAGAUCGAGGCAGCCGAAGGAGAAGUUGCCGACAACAGGAUUACACAGCCACAGCCAGUCGAGAUGGAACUUGAUCAGGAAGCUCAAGAACCUGAAGUCGCCAACGUUCGAGCAAGUCUGGAUGAACAGCUUCAGGCUAAGCAGCUUGAGGAUGAGCAACUCGAGGAUGAGCAUUUCCAGGAGGAACAACUCGAGGAGGAACAGCUUGAGGGGGGACUUAGACAAAAAGACAGGUCUCCAGCGGAGGUCAGGGAGGGUGCUGCACUUGCCGAAGUAACUUAUCCUUCUUUGCCUCAGGACGAAAGCAGCGCUAUCGAAACGCAAAUGACUUCGCUUGGCGAGGGCCAAGAAGAAGAUGUUGACGACGAUAUUGAACUAAUAAAAGCCCAAUUGAUGACACCUGACGCUACUCAAGUAUCCUCUAUGACUCCACAAGAUGCGCCAUUCACGACCUCGACUGAAAAGCAACCGCAAAACGACGCCACAGCUGAUAAAGUUGUUACAGAUGAAGUCGUAUACAACAGCGUCGAAGGCACUGAAUCGAUAAAUGAGAAGCUCGUCAAGGUUACGAAACGAGCCACUAGAUCAACGAAGGCGACAACGGAUACUCUCCAACCUCCCGCUACACCAACGAUGGAUAAAAAGAUGAGUCUCAGGUCAGCCACUUCUCCCGUAAGUACUCGAACAGGUCGAUCCCCCCCGCUGGUGACAGGUGCGCCGAGCACACGGAAGGACCGUGAUACUACAUCACAUCUUGCAUCGAAGGCUCUCAGCCCCUCAGGAAAGUCCCAGCCAUCACCACAGACUCCAAGACACAACCUUGGAUCAAAACCAUCAACAUCACCUCCCGGCACCCGCAUCACCCGAUCUCAAGAUCGUGCCGAGGCCUCAGCAACGCCUAAAAUACCCGCCGCCACCUUACCAACCGCCACCAAAGACCACCUCAUACCGCCCUCCAAACAACUGCCCACCACCCCUCAAAAACCCCCCACGCAGCCUCUCUCAGAAACCGCCCUCCGCGCCAGCCUCGCAAAAGCCCUCCGCACCAACCUCAGUGACUUCACACCUCUCAAAGUGCUUCGCCACAAUCUUGGCAAACGCCUCGACGUCCUCGCCAUCGCCACCACCGCCCCCCCUGAAGCCCAGCGCGCCAAACACGGCCCGCGCCACUACCACCUCCGCUUCAACGUUACCGACCCCUCCAUCGCACCCACCGGCGUCGUAGAGAUCCAAGUCUUCCGGCCCUACAAGGAGGCCCUCCCCGACGUCGAGGUUGGGGACGGCGUACUCCUGCGCAAUUUCUCGGUCAAGGCGGAGAAGGAUAAGGGAUUCGCACUCCGCAGCGAGGAUAGUAGCAGCUGGGCUGUGUUUAAGCGGAGCCGCGUCACGGAGUGUCGGGGCCCGCCCGUGGAGAUUGGGGAGGGCGAGGAGGCGUAUGUGGCGAGGUUGAAGGAGUGGUGGGGGAGUAGGGGGGAGGAGUUUAUGGCGAGGUUGGGGAGGGUGGGGGAGAGUCCUGGGAGUGCGAAGGGGAAGAUUAAGGGAAGGGCGUGAAUGGUUGGAUAGAUGGUUGGAUUGAGAUGGAGAUGAUCUUGGUUGGGGUGUGGGAGUGAUAUCUGGAUACGGAGAAUUUAGCAAUCGGCUUUGCUGUAGAUCCAGACAUAAAAUUAUACAGCCCUUGGGCAUGAUGAAGUAUUGACUAUCCCUAAAAAAAGCAAAAAUUUACUUCGAGCUCAGCCCUGGCAUUAACAACAUGGCAAUCUCUAAGCAACCCAGCAUAAUGAGUAAGAUGCCGCCGUGCCGUCGUUACAUACUGAAAGCAACAUACCUUACAUUAACUGCGCUCUCUACAUACAUAGCAGUGGACCAGUCGGCACCAAUACAUGGCUCAGUCAAAGAAUAUAAUAAUUACAGGAGACGAGUUUCGAGGCUCGUCUUUAGGUCUCUGCUUGAAGAGCGGACGAAGAGACUCGAGGCCUCUGUGUUAAAGACAACAGCAGAACUUUCUCCUCCACUACCGAUGCUGUAGCUGCUAUCACCGCAUAGCUAUUGCCCCGCAAAUCUGCUGUCGCCGUAGAGAUGUCAUCGCCGCAGAGCUGUUGC